This is a messenger RNA of Arabis nemorensis, 408 nucleotides long. Lineage: Eukaryota; Viridiplantae; Streptophyta; Magnoliopsida; Brassicales; Brassicaceae. The record is from the annotation of a GenBank genome assembly.
AUGGAAGCAAGAUGCCAACUACAAGAUUGCUUGCUUCAGCUGCAAGAUAUAUACACUUUGGCUAUUACUCUUUCUCAUCAGCAAUAUUCCUUAACCAGAUCCCAGGGGCUUCGAGUCAUCAUCCUCUCUCUAGAUGGAGGUAGGGGAAAAGUAAGCAUUCUGCCACAGCUUGAUAGCCAAGGUUAUGUCAAGAAUGUUAUUGCUUGCCAAGGUUAUUCUCCUUUUCCUACUAACGAGACUUGUUUGUUUUACCACAGAACUACAAGGCUCAGAGGAAUGCGGUUCUGUGCGCUGCAGGAAUUGUUCUCUACCGGUAACAUCAUCAGCUAUUUUCACUCACACGCACACACAAAAGUUCUCCGCGUAAUUCACAGUUAUCAUCAGCUAUUUGUUUUGAUUGACAGGUGA